Polyodon spathula (Mississippi paddlefish) is the source of this 1490-nucleotide messenger RNA. RefSeq lists its product as uncharacterized. NCBI's taxonomy places the organism in Eukaryota, Metazoa, Chordata, Actinopteri, Acipenseriformes, Polyodontidae. The record is from RefSeq and is a predicted model, not a curated record. The coding region runs from base 618 to 1490 and encodes 290 amino acids. The transcript has a single exon.
ACCUCUCUUUGCAGUAUUGCAUUGUGCUGUGGUUUUAAUAGGAGAAGCAUUUAUAAGAGCGAUAUUGACAUUCAGUUGUAGAAAAAGGUGUGUGCGUGUUUGUUUGUGAGUGCCAGUGUGCAGGGGUCAGGCAUUUGGUCGGAGGUGGCAGGGGCUGGUAUUUCAGUGUUAUGUUGUGAGGAGGGGGCUAGUAGUUCAGUGUUAUGCUAUGGGGAGGUGCCUGGUAGUUCACUGCUGUGCUAAUGCUCAGUCAUUGUAAUAGAAGCAGGUGAUUCUCACAAAGGCUGCAGUGCUGGGCUAGCUUUUGAUGUGUGAAUUCAUUCCCAUGCUGCAGGGCCAGCAGGUGUCACCUCAGAUUACACCUCUUAAUAGGCAGCCGUCACAACAACAGCCAGAGAGAUCACAGCGUGAACCGCGCCGCUCGCAGCAGCAGCCAGAGAGAUCACAGCGUGAACCGCGCCGCUCGCAGCAACAGCCAGAGAGAUCACAGCGUGAACCGCGACGCUCGCAGCAACAGCCAGAGAGAUCACAGCGUGAACCGCGACGCUCGCAGCAGCAGCCAGAGAGAUCACAGCGUGAACCGCGCCGCUCGCAGCAGCAGCCAGAGAGAUCACAGCAUGAACCGCGACGCUCGCAGCAGCAGCCAGAGCGAUCACAGCGUGAACCGCGCCGCUCGCAGCAACAGCCAGAGAGAUCACAGCGUGAACCGCGACGCUCGCAGCAGCAGCCAGAGAGAUCACAGCGUGAACCGCGACGCUCGCAGCAACAGCCAGAGAGAUCACAGCGUGAACCGCGCCGCUCGCAGCAACAGCCAGAGAGAUCACAGCGUGAACCGCGCCGCUCGCAGCAGCAGCCAGAGAGAUCACAGCGUGAACCGCGCCGCUCGCAGCAGCAGCCAGAGAGAUCACAGCGUGAACCGCGCCGCUCGCAGCAACAGCCAGAGAGAUCACAGCGUGAACCGCGACGCUCGCAGCAGCAGCCAGAGAGAUCACAGCGUGAACCGCGCCGCUCGCAGCAGCAGCCAGAGAGAUCACAGCGUGAACCGCGACGCUCGCAGCAGCAGCCAGAGAGAUCACAGCGUGAACCGCGCCGCUCGCAGCAGCAGCCAGAGAGAUCACAGCGUGAACCGCGCCGCUCGCAGCAGCAGCCAGAGAGAUCACAGCGUGAACCGCGGCGCUCGCAGCAGCAGCCAGAGAGAUCACAGCGUGAACCGCGACGCUCGCAGCAGCAGCCAGAGAGAUCACAGCGUGAACCGCGACGCUCGCAGCAGCAGCCAGAGAGAUCACAGCGUGAACCGCGCCGCUCGCAGCAACAGCCAGAGAGAUCACAGCGUGAACCGCGACGCUCGCAGCAACAGCCAGAGAGAUCACAGCGUGAACCGCGCCGCUCGCAGCAACAGCCAGAGAGAUCACAGCAUGAACCGCGCCGCUCGCAGCAGCAGCCAGAGAGAUCACAGCGUGAACCGCGCCGCUCGCAGCAACAGCCAAUAG